AUGGCCAUCAAGGGUGUUGGAACUAUCUUUGAAAAGGUGGUUCUGCCCGACGGUGAAGAGCGCGAGAUCGAGAUCAAGAACGUGCUUUACGUACCAAGCAUGAGCAAGAAUCUACUAUCGGUACCGCAGAUCCACAGGCAUGGCAUGUUCCAAGUCGUGAUUGACGGGACCAAGAUGUUUGUCGCUCGCAAAGGAUCGCAACAAGUGGUGGCAACAGCAGAUCUUGUGGAUGGCCUUUACUGGCUUCACACAGCUCAUCGAUCGGCCAAUACGACAACAAACGGACGCAACGGUGUCGACUUACAUGCGCGGAUGGGACACGCUCCAGCUGAUGUGCUUCGCAAAAUGAUGGCCACGAACAUGAUCAAGGAUGUGAAGGUACCUCUCACGUCAAAUGGAUCAAGCGCAUGCCGAGGAUGUCAACAAGGGAAAAUGGUCCAAAAACCAUUCCCAUGCAACAAGGACAAGCGCAGAUACGACACCUUCGAGCUACUUCACGUCGACAUCUGCGGACCCAUGGAGAUGAAUUCUCUGGGUGGCAGCAAGUAUCUACUGCUGAUCGUUGACGAAGCCAGUGGAUACAAGAAGGGCUUCUGUCUACGUGUGAAGUCGGAGAGUGAAAACUACAUCACACGAUACAUCAAGAUGGUGCAAGCGCAGUUUGGCAAGAAGGUCAAGCUCGUCCGACACGACGGAGCCCGCGAGUUCGCAACCAACUCGCUUCAAGAAUUCUACGAAGAUAAAGGCAUUGAGCAGCAGACGACGGUGCCAUAUGCACACCAGACCGACGGCACGGCAGAGCGCGCCGUUCGGACUAUCGUCACAAUUGGUCGCAGCAUGCUCCACCAUGCUAAGCUGGAAAAGUGCUUCUGGGCAGAAGCAGCAAUGACGGCAAUCUACAUCAAGAACCUUCUGAUGUCGCCUAAAGUUAUGCACAAGACUCCGUUCGAGAUCGUCCACAACUCCUAG
Molecule: messenger RNA, 969 nt
Organism: Peronospora matthiolae
Lineage: Eukaryota; Oomycota; Peronosporomycetes; Peronosporales; Peronosporaceae
Source: the annotation of a GenBank genome assembly